Molecule: messenger RNA, 2418 nt
Organism: Aspergillus aculeatus ATCC 16872
Lineage: Eukaryota; Fungi; Ascomycota; Eurotiomycetes; Eurotiales; Aspergillaceae
Product: LIM domain protein
Exons: 3
Coding region: 1-2418 (805 amino acids)
Cellular component (GO): Z disc; nucleus
Molecular function (GO): transcription coregulator activity
Source: RefSeq, a predicted model, not a curated record
AUGGCCAGUAUGAUGCAUAGGCCUCAAACUCAGAAGCCCAAGGAGGGCCAACGCAAGUUCUCCCCUCCUGGCCCGACUUAUAUGUCCGACGACCAGAUCGCGACCUAUUUGAAAGAUCUGCGGACUAAUCGUCCUACACGUCCUGGCGGAUCCAGGCCGCUUCCCGUAAGACCUGCUGCGGCGCCUACUCAUCCUCAUGAUGAUUUGCCUCCGCGAGCGGCAUCGGCGAUGUCGUCUUAUGGUCCACCGAGGAUGCAGUCUAGCCCUCCCUCCCCAGAGGCCAGAUUCCCUCGGGCCACCAGUUCGCUCUCUAACCAUAGACCAGCCUCCGCUUUGGGAGGUCCCACCGGACGUCCUUUGGUCCAGGAACCGAGAACCAUCCCAAUUAGGCAAACUGUAUCACCCGCCCAGGUUUUCUCGCGGGUGGAACAGAUUCCCCCACGGCCUACAUAUCGUGAAAAUCCCCAGCGACGCAUAGAGAAAGAAGAGGCAAGGUCCCUGCGUGAUGCAUUGCAGGAAAUGGACCUCCAUGACGAACAUGAUCUCCACGCUGCUGCCCAAGAUGAGGCCACGGAACUGGUAUGGAUGCAUCAAAAUCCAGGUAUACCGUAUAAGAACCCCUAUGCACCUUACCAGAAUCCCGAUCUGCAAGAUCUCCAGCAAAGCCCUCCAAGAAGUAGCUUCGCUUCUCAUAAUGGCGGUCCUAGCUCACCCACAGCUCGCAGGGACAGUCGUCGGCUUAUGUUCCAGGGAUCGACUGUUAGCCAUAAAGGGACGAACGGCUUUCGGGGAAGUGAAAGAAAGUCCUCAGUCGAUGGAGAUUCACAGACCAUUUUGGAAGAAGGGUCAAGCCCGAUGAAAAGCCCGACUAAGGGAGGGAGCCUGCGAAGAAGCAUGAAGGUCAAUUUCGCACUCCCUCAAGAGGGUGAAUCGACGGUGACCUCAGGCGAUAAUCAUGGAUUAGGCUCGGCCAGUGUCAGGAGCGAAACAUCCAGAGGCAUCUUCAGAAACCCGAACGACCAAAUCUACGAAGAGCCCCAUCUUUCUCCUCGGAAGGAUGAGGGUAGUCGCUCAAUCUUCUCUAGAUCAGAUUCAUCUGCUUUGAGGAGUAAGCCCCGGAAUGCCCUUCCUCGCGGGUCCCGACCUCUGCCUGGUCGCUUAGGUAGUCUCUUAUUCGUUGAUAAGCUUUCUCGCUUCGAGAUCCAUAAGAAUCCUCCGAGUCAAACAAGAAAUCCUGAGUAUACGACGAACGAGCCUCGGUCUCAAGAAGCGCCGCCUGAACCUGAGGCACCUCAGCAGCAGAUUCCAACGAAAGAUGGCCUUGAGAUCCGCAGUGACGAGCUUCGAGCUGCAACGAGCAAGAAGCUCAGGGACCGCAGCACCAGGCUUCCUAUGCCCACUGCGGUGAGCGACCGAGCCGGUCGGCCUAUAGUGAGUUUCGAUCCCAGAUGGAAACCUACCGAGGCACAAAGCCCUCCCAAACGCGACAAGGGCUGGGAUGCAACGCCCCCACCGCUGCCUCCAGCGCCCACGAUCGAAGUGUCCGAAGCACCAUCCGUCCCGGUAAUAAAUCUACCGGACGAUAAGGAGCCUAGAAUUUCUGAGAUCUCUGGCUCUCGCGGGGGCUCCGGGAUAGCUGUGAAGCCAUCACAAAAUCCGCCAAAAAGUAAUGCAGGCCUGAACCGGGCUCCUCCAAAGACUGCGACAGCCUCGGCGAGUCGUUGGCUAUCGACUUAUACACGCUCCGGGGUACCUACUGCCAAGUGCGAGAGCUGUACACUUCCAAUUGCUGGAAAAAUUGUGACUGCUGCGGGCACUCGAUUCCAUCCCGAGUGUUUUGUGUGUCAUCAUUGUCAGACACCUCUUGAGUGCGUGGCGUUCUACCAAGAGCCCGAUGCGAAGAGAGCUGAGCGACUAGCCGAGUCAGCGGCCGAUGAUGAAGAAGCUCGAGCGUUGAGAUUCUACUGUCACCUCGACUUCCACGAGUUGUUCAGCCCCAGGUGUAAGAGUUGUAAGACACCGAUAGAAGGGGAAGUGGUCGUGGCGUGCGGGGCCGAGUGGCAUGUCGGUCAUUUCUUCUGUGCUGAAUGUGGUGAUCCCUUUAGCUCAGAGAAACCAUUCGUGGAAAAGGAUGGAUUUGCGUGGUGCUUGCAAUGCCAUUCCCGCCGGACCGCCCCCCGCUGCCUCGGCUGCAAGAAGCCCGUCCUGGACGAUGUGGUGAUCUCUGCCAUCGGCGGCCAGUGGCAUGACCAGUGCUUCGUCUGCCACGAGUGCGGCGACGGGUUCGGGCCCGAGGGGCGGUACUUUGUCCGCGAGGGCGAGCCCAAACGAACGGCCAAGGGCCGCAUCAUCGGAGGCCCCGUGCAGCUCGCCGUGUGUGAACGCUGCGAGGGCAUCCGACUGAAAGCAUCCCCCUGA